Knipowitschia caucasica is the source of this 1272-nucleotide messenger RNA. NCBI's taxonomy places the organism in Eukaryota, Metazoa, Chordata, Actinopteri, Gobiiformes, Gobiidae. The record is from the annotation of a GenBank genome assembly.
AUGUAUGUGUUUUUAAAAUCAUGUUACACUGACUCUGACCCUGACCCUGACACUGACCCUGACUCUGACCCUGACUCUGACGCUGACCCUGACCCUGACCCUGACCCUGACACUGACACUGACAGUGACUCUGACUCUGACCCUGACUCUGACCCUGACACUGACCCUGACCCUGACCCUGACACUGACCCUGACUCUGACCCUGACUCUGACCCUGACUCUGACACUGGCUCUGACGCUGGCCCUGACUCUGACUCUGACCUUGACUCUGACCUUGACUCUGACCCUGACUCUGACCCUGACCCUGACUCUGACUCUGACCCUGACUCUGACCUUGACUCUGACCCUGACUCUGACGCUGACCCUGACCCUGACCCUGACGCUGACCCUGACUCUGACCCUGACUCUGACCCUGACUCUGACACUGACCCUGACACUGACCCUGACUCUGACUCUGACCCUGACUCUGACCCUGACACAGACACAGACGAUCCAUCUGCUCAGACUGUUUUGAUGCUGCAGCUCUUCACUCUCACUGAUUCUUCUCUCUCCUCCUCCUCCUCCUCUCACCUCCUCUCACCUCCUCUCACCUCCUCUCACCUCCUCUCACCUCCCCCCCCCCCCCCUCUCCUCUCUCCCCGUCCGCUCUCUCCACCUGCCCUCUCCUCUCCUCCCCCCCCCUCGCUGCUCCUCUCACCUCCUCCUCCCCCCUCGCUGCUCCUCUCACCUCCUCUCCCCCCCUCUCUCGUCCUCUCUCCUCCUCCCCCCUCGCUGCUCCUCUCUCCUCCUCCCCCCUCGCUGCUCCUCUCUCCUCCUCUCCCCCCCUCUCUCGUCCUCUCUCCUCCUCCCCCCUCGCUGCUCCUCUCUCCUCCCCCCCCCCUCGCUGCUCCUCUCUCCUCCUCUCCCCCCUCUCUCUUCUCUCCUCCUCCCCCCUCGCUGCUCCUCUCUCCUCCUCUCCCCCCCUCUCUCGUCCUCUCUCCUCCUCCCCCCUCGCUGCUCCUCUCUCCUCCUCCCCCCUCGCUGCUCCUCUCUCCUCCUCUCCCCCCCUCUCUCUUCUCUCUCCUCCUCACUCCUCUGUCUGUUCCUCCAGAGGGUAACGAGUGUGUCAGUGCCAAUAAGUUUUACUGUUCAGCCAAUCACAGCCACAUGAUGGCGCUGUUGCAGCAGCUCCUGUACAGUGACGUCUCGGUCUCUGUUCCUGGCGAGACUAUCAUCGUCCCUGUAGGUGCGCAGGUCGUCCAAGGACGGUCCGCCUGCUGUCAGCAACUGUGA